This is a messenger RNA of Guyanagaster necrorhizus, 446 nucleotides long. RefSeq lists its product as uncharacterized. The transcript has a single exon. Bases 70 to 309 code for a protein of 79 amino acids. The record is from RefSeq and is a predicted model, not a curated record. NCBI's taxonomy places the organism in Eukaryota, Fungi, Basidiomycota, Agaricomycetes, Agaricales, Physalacriaceae.
GGCCGGCACUUUGUCAUAGGCUCAUCACACGGCCUCCACAGCUUUUCCCAUGUUAUCUUUCCUUCUUCCAUGAUCCUAAAAUAUCCACCAACCUCAUGUCCAUUCAUCUGCUUCUGUGCCCCUCUAGCUCAACAGGAUAGAGCAUCAGAUAUACCUAGUUUUGGCAUGAUGAAUGGCUGCUUUAGGAGAGGUCAUUCCUUGCUGCAGAAAAUAGAUUCCAAUUCUUCUGAGGUUGUGAGUUCGAGCCUCGCGUGGGGCGUAACAAUCUACCAUCAUUUUUCACAUCCUUGCAGUGGACCCAAUGCAUAAUAACCAACCUGCCCACCAGACAUUGACAUCUCUCGGGCUUGAAGGGCAACAAUAAUAUAACGUCCCGAGAUGUUGACUGUCCCAAAUCAUGCUAUUGAUGACCUCAUUCCUGCGGGUCCGCUGCACAUCACUUUACU